AUUAAAUUCAUAAUAAGAAUCAUUAUUUUAAAAAAAAUAUUUAAUAGAAAAUAAUGGAUAUUGAAAUGGAGGUUGAAGUCUUCGAUUCUAAUUUUAAAACUACCUUGACAAUGGAUGACAGUGUAAAUAUACGGGAACUCAUUGAGUAUAUUCAGCAAUAAUAUUAAGAGUAAAGUUAUAUAUUACAAUUUAGAUUAUUCCGUGGGGUGAAUAUUAAUUAAAUCUAAAUUUUAAUAGGAGGAACAAAUUAAAUUAUUCAACCAUCAGAUAAAACUCUUAAAGAUGUGUUAAACAAUUAAAGAAGAGCAAAAUUUAUUUUGAAAAAAGGCACACCGUAAUAGCAAGCAGUCAAUGAGUUUCAAAACUCAAGCUAAUAGAUUAAUAGAUAAUAACCAAAUAAUCAAUUUAUAGCAAACCAAAUGACCGGUUAUAAUAAUUAGAACCUUGUUAAUUAAACAUAAUCAAGAUAAUAAUAAUAUUAAUAUUAAUAAUAAUAAUAAUAAUACUAAUAAUAAUAAUAAUAAUAAUAAUAAUAAUAAUAAUAAUAAUAAUAAUAAUACUAAUAAUACUAAUAAUAAUAAUAAUAAUUAUAAAAUUAAUCGAUAUACAUGCAAUAAAAUAUGUACUAUUAUUUUUAAAGCUUAGUGAUGUAAAAAUCAAGGAUUUAUAGAAUUAAAUAACUUAAGUCUCACUAGAUGAUAGUCUUCAAAUUAGAGAGUUAAUUUAAUUUAUUUAAGAGCAAAUUUAAUAAAAUCUAUAGUAAUUUAAUUUUUAAUUUAGGCAAAUCUAAAUUUACUUUGGGCAAGUUAAUAUAUUGUAGGUGAAUUAAAAUAUAACACUAAAACAAUUAGGAAUGAAGAAUUAAACUUUAUUGGAAAUAAAGCCAAAUAACUAAAGAGUUCCAUAAUAAUUGUAUAUAAUUAUAUUUAAAUUAGUCCUGUUUAGAUAGGAGAGUAGUAGAUAAUUGGUACAAGAACUUAGAAUUAACCAUAAACUUCUAUUGAUGAUUCUCCACAACUUUAGAAUUAAGUUGAUAAAAAAAUUUAGAGUAAUUAAUAACCAUACGGACAAUAAUAUCAAUCAAAUUAAUUAAAAAAUACUGUAUAAAUUUAAUAAAAUGGUCCUCAAUAAUAAAUGGGGGUUGGAAAGUAAGUGACUGUAAACUUUGAGAUAUUGGAUGGUAGCAUAAAAAGGUAAUUCUCAACAAUAACAAAUACAAACAAUACUUUAGGAGAGAUAUUGGAUGCGGUUUAUCAAUAUCUAGGAAUAUCAAAGUAAAAAUGAUUUAUAUUUUUAGAGAAGUAGCUUCUGUUGAUCUCUACAUUAAUAAUACUCCAUUUGGAGGAAAUAAACUAUUACAAUCUUUGGAACUUCUUUAGAUGACUUAAGAUAAUAUGACAUUAUAAGUAAAAUUAAGAUGGAUUGGUGGAUGAUGAA
This is a messenger RNA of Paramecium sonneborni, 1437 nucleotides long. Lineage: Eukaryota; Ciliophora; Oligohymenophorea; Peniculida; Parameciidae. The record is from the annotation of a GenBank genome assembly.